GAAUUUGUUUAAAGAUUUUUGUUACUCGGAUUGGAGAUGGCCACGUCAACUGCAUCAACGGGAAUGGAAAAGGAGUCCAUGGUUGAAGAGAAAAAGGUAAGAGUGCUGGUGGUGGAUGAUAGUCCGGUCAUCCGUAAAAUCCACGUGGCAUUCAUCCAGAGGCUUGGAGGAGUAGCCGCCACGGCGGAGAACGGCGAGGUCGCGGGGAACAUCCACCGCGCCGGAGCUUCCUUCGACCUCGUGUUGAUGAAUAAGGAAAUGCCCAUAAUGGACGGUCUCUUGGCGACAAAGGAGCUGAGAGAAAUGGGGGUGACGUCAAUGAUCGUGGGGGUGACGUCACUUGACAACGAAGAACACAAGAAGAAAGCUUUCAUGGAGGCUGGACUUGACCAGUGUCUAGAAAAACCCUUGACAAUGCACAAGAUCUCAUCUCUUUUUAACCAUCUCAAGCUUGAUGUGUAACUUUCCAAGUCCUUUUAAAAAAAAGUAUGAAAAUAUAUAC
This is a messenger RNA of Tarenaya hassleriana, 502 nucleotides long. RefSeq names its product two-component response regulator ARR22-like. Bases 37 to 462 code for a protein of 141 amino acids. The record is from RefSeq and is a predicted model, not a curated record. Gene Ontology annotation, biological process: phosphorelay signal transduction system. The transcript is spliced from 2 exons. NCBI's taxonomy places the organism in Eukaryota, Viridiplantae, Streptophyta, Magnoliopsida, Brassicales, Cleomaceae.